This is a messenger RNA of Neurospora crassa OR74A, 2411 nucleotides long. RefSeq names its product phenol 2-monooxygenase. Gene Ontology annotation, molecular function: FAD binding. Bases 710 to 2236 code for a protein of 508 amino acids. The transcript is spliced from 2 exons. Lineage: Eukaryota; Fungi; Ascomycota; Sordariomycetes; Sordariales; Sordariaceae. The record is from RefSeq and is a predicted model, not a curated record.
GCCAGCCAUCAAGGUGCCAGCCGACUCGAAGCGGCUGACGGAGCCGGGAUUGUACACCGCGUUUAUGUCGUGGUCUCUGCAGAUGCUCGGAGUAAACAAACGUGCUUGGGGCUGAAGAGCAUGAGAGAAACUGCUCUACUUCACGAUGUACUUUCACCAAGUAUCGGCCGCUUAUGAGUUGUACUCCUGAGACCCUCACACCAUUCUGUUCCUUGCCUUAAACCACGAAAGGCUUUUUCGAGAUGAUGGAAAUCAAAACAGUAGAUAUACUCAUUAUCGGUGCUGGACCAGCUGGUAAGCAAGUCCAAAGUUCAAGGAGGCCGGGACAUAGGCUGACACUCUGCUCACAGGGCUGGCCUUAGCCAACUGGUUCCGAAAUUCCAGCAUCAAUGUCCUGCUGAUUGACAAGAAACCCGGGCCUACACGGCGAGGGAAAGCUGAAGGGUUGAAGUCAACGACAAACGAGAUCUUUGACUCGUACGGUAUCGGGCCUCAGAUUGCAAAAGAAUCAUGGAGACUGGAAGAAAUAGCCAUCUGGGGCCAAAAGAAGGAUGGCAAAAGCGGGAUCGAAAGGGAGCAGCUGAUACAGGAUAAGGUGGAGGAGUUGGGCAAGGUGCGGGAGACCAUGUUGCAGCAAUGUGAGUACUGACUUUAUGAUUUUCCCACCACUUGCUGAUUGUUGAGUCGUAUAGCGAGAGUCGAAUACCACAUGCAGCAAAACCUGCUAGGCCACAGGAACAUUACAAUCCAGUAUAAUACUCAGCCUGUCGAUGUCAAUGUCGAUGAGUCCUUGCUGCAUGAGGAUGAAGUUUAUCCCGUGGAAGUGCUCUUGGUCAAGACCCAGGUACAGCCAGAAGCGUCCUUGGAUAUUCUCGAGAACUCAACACCAUAUACCGCAAAUGGUGCUGCCAAAGAGGUGGAGGAACGAAUCCGAACCAGAUACAUCGUAGGCUGUGACGGGGCUCACAGUUGGCUUCGAAAGCAACUUCAAGUCCAACUCGAAGGCGACCUGACAGACUCUGUUUUCGGCGUCGUCGACCUGAUCCCCAAAUCCAACUUCCCCGACCUUCGCCGUGUCUGCUACCUCCGCGCCUCCACGGGUACCAUCCUCCUCGUCCCGCGAAGCAACAAGGAAGUCCGGCUGUACAUCCCCGUCGAGAGCGGCAGUUCACUUUCAGACCCCAAAGACGUCACUUUCGACCGCAUUAUCGAUGCCGCACGCAAGAUCAUAUCCCCUUACACUCUGGAAGUCGGCUCAGUCUCGUGGUGGUCGGCCUACCGCGUUGGCCAGCGCGUCGGCAGUCAUUUUUCAAGACACAAUGAAAGAGCGUUCCUGGUAGGAGACGCGGUGCAUACGCACUCGCCCAAGGCUGGACAGGGGAUGAACACGAGUAUCCAGGAUGCGUAUAAUUUGGGGUGGAAGCUGAGGUUGGUUCUGCAGCCUCACCACAAACUCGCUUCGAACGCGUCGAGGAGGCUGUUAGCGACGUACGAAUCCGAGCGCAGACCCGUAGCCCAAGACCUCAUCUCCUUCGACAGAGGCUACCUCAAGCUCUUCGCUGCUCCCUCAUCCCAAUUCGACACCGAGUUCUUGCAGGCAAUGAAAUUCACCACCGGCCUGUCCAUCCGCUACCCGCCCUCAUGCGCGGUGCAGCUCCCAAAUGGUGCGCAAACAGCUGAACAGCUGGGCCCAAGUCUUCUCAAAGCCGAUCUAGUUCCCGGAAAGCGCUUGCCAGAUUUUCAAGCGGUUUACCAAGCGGAUGGGAUCACGACUUGGAUUCAUAAGCGGCUACAGGCCACGGGUUGCUUUCGGGUGAUUGUCUUUGCUGGAGACCUUGCUGCCCACCAACACUUGUCGACGAAUGUGCAGAAGCUGGGAGAGUACCUCGCAGACCCAGAUAAUGGAUUAGGACAUUUGACAUCAGGCGGAGAGGCGGCGCCAUUGGAGGUGCUCAUGGUGCAUAGUGCUAAUCGUGAAAAGGUUGAACUGCUCGACUUGCCAGAAGUCUUUAGACCUUGGAGCGAUAGUGAAGGGUAUGAUUACUGGCGGGUGUUGGCGGACGCUGAGAGUGUGCAUGAGGGACAUGGGAGGGUGUAUGAGCGGCUGGAGAUUGAUCCGGAGAAGGGAAGGAUGGUGGUGGUGAGGCCGGAUGGGUAUAUUGGUGCGGUGCUUGAUGUUGAUGACUUUGAAGGGGCUGGGAAGUAUUUUCACGAGCUGGGGAUGCUGUCAAAGUAAUUAGAGACAUGGCCGGUCUGUUGAUGUUGGUGAGUGGUGUUGGUGAUUGAAGGCGGACACAACCAAAGUCGAGUCGUUUGACCAGACAGUCAGUUGGAAGGUGUCUCCUGGAGACCGACGGGUUCAGGCGAGUAGGGUUAGGGUUGAAGCAGAUGACCUGCCACAAGCACAGUCC